UUUACAAGUGCCCUGCCCUAAAUCUUUACCACACGGCUGGUCAGUCCCUUUGCAAAGCUCUCGACACAACGGGAACGCGGGAACUUUUUUCCCUUCGCGCGGAGGGUGACGUCGCGCGUGUGCCAGCGUCCCUUUCGCAGCACACCCGUUACGCUCUUGCGCGUGCGCAGUGAGCUCGAAUAGCUGCUUCCUCCCGCUUCUCUUCCUCCCUCCCCCCCAUAUCCGUGCGCCGAGCUGAUAAAGGCGCCAUUUUGGAGGGGCCGCGGGAGACGUGGUGUCGCGGCGGGCUCGCUCUGCCGUUCGCUAGGCUUGGUGGGAAGGCCUGUUCUCGAGUCCGCGCUUUUCGUCGCCGCCAUGUCGGGAGGUGGUGUGAUUCGUGGCCCGGCAGGGAACAACGACUGCCGCAUCUACGUAGGGAACUUACCUCCAGACAUCCGAACCAAGGACAUUGAGGACGUGUUCUACAAAUACGGUGCUAUCCGCGACAUCGACCUGAAGAAUCGCCGCGGAGGACCGCCCUUCGCCUUCGUUGAGUUCGAGGACCCGCGGGAUGCGGAAGACGCGGUGUACGGUCGCGACGGCUAUGAUUACGAUGGAUAUCGUCUGCGGGUGGAGUUUCCUCGAAGCGGCCGUGGUACAGGCCGAGGCGGCGGCGGGGGUGGAGGUGGCGGGGCUCCCCGGGGCCGCUAUGGCCCCCCAUCCAGGCGUUCUGAAAACAGAGUGGUUGUCUCUGGACUGCCUCCAAGUGGAAGCUGGCAGGAUUUAAAGGAUCACAUGCGUGAAGCAGGUGAUGUAUGUUAUGCUGAUGUUUACCGAGAUGGCACUGGUGUCGUGGAGUUUGUACGGAAAGAAGAUAUGACCUAUGCAGUUCGAAAACUGGAUAACACUAAGUUUAGAUCUCAUGAGGGAGAAACUGCCUACAUCCGGGUUAAAGUUGAUGGGCCCAGAAGUCCAAGUUAUGGAAGAUCUCGAUCUCGAAGCCGUAGUCGUAGCAGAAGCCGUAGCAGAAGCAACAGCAGGAGUCGAAGUUAUUCCCCAAGGAGAAGCAGAGGAUCACCACGCUAUUCUCCCCGUCAUAGCAGAUCUCGCUCUCGUACAUAAGAUGAUUGGUGACACUUUUUUGUAGAACCCAUGUUGUAUACAGUUUUCCUUUAUUCAGUACAAUCUUUUCAUUUUUUAAUUCAAACUGUUUUGUUCAGAAUGGGCUAAAGUGUUGAAUUGCAUUCUUGUGUAAUACCCCUUGCUCCUAACAUCUACAUUCCCCUCAUGUCGAUAAAUUGUAUUUUAAGUGAUGUCAUAGCCAGGAUUGUUUAAAUUUAGUUAACUCUCCAUGCUCUUCAGACUGUGAUAUUGUGUAAAUGUCUAUUCUGCUCUGGUUUGUGUGAACUGGGAUGUUGGGGGUGUUUGUGGUUAUCUUACCUGGGGAAGUUCUUAUGUUUAUCUUGCUUUUCAUGUGUCUUUCUGUAGACAUAUCUGAAGAGAUGGAUUAAGAAUGCUUUGGAUUAAGGAUUGUGGAGCACAUUUCAAUCAUUUUAGGAUUGUCAAAAGGAGGAUUGAGGAGGAUCAGAUCAAUAAUGGAGGCAAUGGUAUGACUCCAAGUGCUAUUGUCACAGAUGAAAUUGGCAGUAUUGACCUUAUACUAAAAGGCAAGGGUUUAAAUUGAUUAUGUAUACAUCUACCAUAAAACACUUGUAAGCAUCUUAUGCAGUUACCUUUAGCUACAAUUGCUUUGCUCUUUAAACCUUGGCAAUUGUGGCAAAAUUACAUUGCCCAUUUUGUAACUAUUUUGCUCCCUUCCCUUUUUUGUUUUAAUAGGGACUAAUGUGGGAAGAACUGGCUAAUUUGUCAUAAUGCUUAGUUACAACUGUUAAUGUGUGACCUGCUGUUGGUGUACAUGUGGGUACAGGGUGUCUUUAAUUCCAACCAGAUAGAGUAUAAUAUCAAUACUGCUAAAUCUGCAUGUCCUCUGUGUGACUGAUAUAGCGUUGCUACUUCAUUUUUUAAAGACAAAAUGAAAGCAAAAUAUAGAGUUCCAACAUACUGGUGUAGAUAAUCUAGUUGGGAAUAAUUUUAAGUCUCACCUUCCCCUUUAAACUAGUAUUCGUAAUUGACUCAUGUUUAAAAUACUUUUAAUUUACAAAUUAAAUUACAAAUGGGAGCGUUAGAUUUAGUUUAGACUUAGGGGGGUAGCAGUACCAGUAAACUUUUCAACUACUUAACUUUUUGCAACCACAAAACCUGUAAUACGCUGUACAGUAACAAGUGUUGGCAUUAUCAGUUGAACUGUAAAUAUAAAAUGCUUCUUCCAAUUAGUCUCUAUGAUGAUUAAGUUUCUAAAAUUUAUCAGAACACCAUUCAGAAACUUGUUUUGGGGAAUUUGAUAGUUAUUGAUGUACAUCUGUUAAACUGAUGACAGACAUAACUCAUCAUUCCCCAGAAACCUUUUUUGAUUACAGUAUCUAACAUUUUGCCUCCUCUUUUUUGGUUUUGCUGGUUAUAAAGGUUUGGAUUGGAGAGGGCUCACUGGAUCCCAAUCCUUGGAGCUGGAUCAUUGGAUUCAAAUCAUAAUGUGGAUAGGAUAGGGAGGAUGAAUUACAAGGAUUCAUGGAGCGGGAUCAGAUUACCAGGAACAUAGGAGUGGAUUCCUGCCCCAACCAAACCGCAUACGUGUGGAUUUUUUUUUUUUUUUUUUUUUUAUUCAACUUAAUUGGCUAUUCCAAAGAUUUUUUUUUUCCUAUUUUUGACGAUUGGAGCCCUUAAGAUGCACGAUGGAAUUGUGUUUUGCAUUUUUGGUAAAAGGAGCAAAGCGAGGACCUGGAGAUAUACGCUGGAGCAAUCUCCUUGGAAGGAUUCAGCACGAGUAGAUGGUAAACAUUUAAAGGGGAAAGGGGGGGUUUGUUUAAAAUAGUAAAUCAGUAAGUCACUUCUAAAUUUAAAGAAAACAAAAUUGGAGUUGAAGAAUAAGUAGGUUUCCAAUUGGCUGUUGCCGUUUUUCUUUGAAAAAAAUAAACAUUUUUUAAAAAACUA
This is a messenger RNA of Bubalus bubalis (water buffalo), 3027 nucleotides long. It is a transcript of the gene SRSF1, whose product is annotated as serine and arginine rich splicing factor 1. Gene Ontology annotation, cellular component: nucleus; cytoplasm; ribonucleoprotein complex. Gene Ontology annotation, molecular function: mRNA binding. The record is from RefSeq and is a predicted model, not a curated record. Lineage: Eukaryota; Metazoa; Chordata; Mammalia; Artiodactyla; Bovidae. The transcript is spliced from 4 exons. Bases 355 to 1101 code for a protein of 248 amino acids.